AACCUUCCAGUCAAAACCCGGGACAUAUUCGAGUCAUUUGUCAGUUCGAUAGGAUGUCUUUUUGUUAUUCAAAGUAAAGUGUCGGCCGCAGUCGUUCUCCUUAGCUUAGCACGACAUUGCCGCAUUAUCCGCCGUGCAUAACCAAACAGACGUCUUUGCUGCAUUUGCGCAGUUGUGAUAGUGUGGCAUGCCUCACAUGCCAUGUUAAGGCCGCUCAGACGUGGUUCCACCGGCUCAAGGGAGGUUCUUUGAUAGUGCCCAUAAACGAGUAGGAUUCAUUCUUGAAGCCACUGCAGCAUCUUAAAGCAAAGAUAAAUUGACCUGACAUCUAUUGUUGUUGGUCCGUUUUGAUUUUGACCGACCGCCUCAUAUUUCAAGGUGUUAGCAACGACGUCCUUCCUUGGAAAGAGAAUGCCCAACACUUACAAACCUCUGCCAUAUCGAGCUUCUGCCUAUGGAACCCAAUGGUCCUCCACAAGCUAGCCUGGCCGAUUCUUCAUCUAUUCGCCGAUGUUCCGGAGCCCUUAGUCCAAAUCCUGGAUCGCUGGCUAGAAGAGCCUCCGGUACCAGUUCUCUACGCUCAGCAGCACACGCAUUCAACCGUAAAUCUUUAGAAGGCGCGGAUUCGACCUCCUUCAAAAUUUACAUCGAGGACAUCGACCAAGAAGAUAGCAAGCCCUCAGUCCUACUCGUAUGCCCGAAGGCGAACUCGCCUAAUCUUCUGGAUGGCGGAUACUCUCCGUCGCUACCAUUUCAAGGUGAAGACGUAUCGAAAACAUUCUACAGUUACCUGCUUGAUCGACCGUCGACAACGCCUGCUAUCAGCUUGACGAUUGGUGGAGACCGCACAAUUAGUCCUAUAUCGUUAACGCCACAACCCUCAUACGUGGACCGGGGCACUCCAUCAGCCUCCUUGCAAACCGUUCGGACCUCAGACUCGCCCAUCCCACUCUUGCCUACUUCAGGAUUCCUCGGACGUAGACCUUCCGUACGUUCAUUACUCUCUCGUCUAUUUUCCCUCCGUAGAGGGCUGCUUCCACAAGACGCACUACACACAUCAAAUUCACACGUCCCUCGCUCUCCCUCAGGCCCAUCUACGUGGUCAAGCAGCAAUACCGAGAAAUUCUCUUCGCUCAUCUCUUCCACGCGAUCCAAUUUCUCAACAAACACGACUAAUACCAUCGAAUAUCCUAGGUUACAGUCUUCCCUCAGUACUUCUGACAAGUUCACGCACAAGUUCACGCACAAGUUCCCCAUCCAUCGAUCUGUGAAGAAACUUUCAACCCUUGGGCGAGGGUCUCAAGGAGGACCAGCUUUCGCCGCUACUUUACUAGGCGAAGGCGAAGGUCUAGGGAUAGAAACAGUCGAUCGUUGGACAAGUCACAAAUGGUGUCUUCUGCUUUCUGUUUGUACGGUCUUCACCUACGGAAUGGCAGGUCUCAUUUGCGCCGUCCUAACCUGGUUCAAAACUUGGGAACACGCGGAUAUCAUGCUUGUAACCGACUACAACAUCCUCACCUUGCUUACCAUAUAUUCCGCCAUCCUACUUUUGACAUCCCUAGUCGGCACCACCGGUACAAUCUUGAACUCUCGACCCAUCCUCGCAAUCUAUGCUCUACUCCUCUGGCCAGCCCUGUUUUCUAUCCUCGUCAUCGGUUAUGCCUCAUAUAAACGCUACGCUUUCUCUCUCGAUCGCAAACUCAACUUCGCCUGGAGUCAAUGGUACAGCCCACUAGAUCGACUGAUCAUCCAAAACGCUCUUCACUGCUGUGGAUUCUACAGCCCCCUACAUGAAGUUACUCCCAGUAAUCGAUGUUACGUUCGUACGUCCCUUCCAGGAUGCAAAGCCAAGUUGUAUGCUUUCGAAAGGAUGACCCUACGGACGAUCUGGUUUGCCGCCUUUUCAUUGGUUCCUGUACAUAUUGCCAAUAUCCUGGUGGCGUUGUUGUGUGCAAACCAGGUUACUAGGACGUUUGGGAAGGGCAUUACUCCGAAGCAGUAUAGGCUUAGCGGAGAGGACGUCAAGGCAGACGCAGAGAAACUCAUGGAAAUCUUCAGAGAUGCAGGUACAUUGGGAAGACCCAGGAUCGCUAGGGCUUCAUCCAGUUGUAUCUUUAGAGAGGAUAGGGAGGAAGCCGCAUCUCCGGCUGAAUAUAAUGCAGCAAGGAGGCGGGAAUGUUCUAAGAACGGUUGAGGUUGAACUUAUGUUGUUUUUGCUUUAGUCCAGUCUAAUUGAGGCACUCGCGUGGAACUGCUACGGUUUAUCUACAAGAUUCUAUUUGUCUAAAGCGUGCUACAUAUGAAGUGUACAACAAUUAAAUGACCAAGUCGGAUGGCAUGGAAUGGUAUACGUGCGUG
Somion occarium is the source of this 2358-nucleotide messenger RNA. The record is from the annotation of a GenBank genome assembly. Lineage: Eukaryota; Fungi; Basidiomycota; Agaricomycetes; Polyporales; Cerrenaceae.